Molecule: messenger RNA, 845 nt
Organism: Liolophura sinensis
Lineage: Eukaryota; Metazoa; Mollusca; Polyplacophora; Chitonida; Chitonidae
Exons: 6
Coding region: 77-622 (181 amino acids)
Source: RefSeq, a predicted model, not a curated record
GAAGAGGACUACACUUAGCACUUGGUGUUCGCAAGGAGUGUUCGCAACGUGUAUUCUCAUCACGCCCUGAGUAAACAUGGUGAAGAUUUGCCUGCUGUUCGUGGUUACCUCCCUUCUUUGCAGAAUUUCCAUGGGUCAGACUACGGAAAUUCCAACAUCCACGGUGAUAUCCUGGAUACGGAAAGUCGGCACUACGAGCAUCCAUGAGUCCGUGGUGAUCGACGAGAAAGAGCGGACUAUUCUGAUGAUAUCGUCUGAGGCUUACAAGAACAACGAGGACAACUCACUGGCGCUUCACGAUUUCCAAACGGGCAACGUGGCCUUGCGGGACCUUGAUGCCAACAUGUGUUUUGUUGGUAAAAUCGAGAUACCGGAUUUCCAGGCUAUGAAGACAAUGGUGGAGGAGAGAGAGGGAAAGGAGCUUCAACUGCCGGAGGUAAAACAAGGCCAUCUGACCACAAAACUGCUGACGUCAGCGGAAUUGGGCCCCAGGCUGAGCGCAUUUUGCAAGGGUUUACCGGCACGUUGGUUCGAUAUUGAUCAGAAAACAGAAACGAAGACGAAACGCUCUUUGGCGACGUACAACGUACAGUGUGUGGUAGCAAGACUGCAGUUGUCGUAGAAAACAACAUUGCAAUUCUAACGGCCCCAUGUCGAUGUAAACCAGGCGUGAUGUAAAGAAAACAACACAACCAAGGCUUCCUUCGUCUAAUCGAGGUCCAAGGCAAACACUUAAUGUUUUUCGAGUUUUCCUGAGAAUAAGAUCUCUUUAAUCACCAUUUGUGUGUGUUGUUUAAUGUAUCAUGUCGCAAAUCUGACUAAAUAAAAUGCGUGUGCACCGCAAA